Molecule: messenger RNA, 962 nt
Organism: Micromonas pusilla CCMP1545
Lineage: Eukaryota; Viridiplantae; Chlorophyta; Mamiellophyceae; Mamiellales; Mamiellaceae
Exons: 1
Coding region: 705-962 (85 amino acids)
Source: RefSeq, a predicted model, not a curated record
ACUUUGGGGGCGUAUCUGGAGCGUAGCGACCCAGAACCUCUAAGACCUCCGUGAGCCUCGCUGACGCAGAAAUCACGGAACUUUGAGACUUAUAGUGAAGCGACAAAGUUCGGUCAAGUUCAGUCAAGCUCAGUCAUUUUCGGGGAGGGUCAAGGGAUUUCCCGUCAUUUGUUAGACCAAUUUGAGACAGCAGACAGAUAGACAGUUAGACAGGGGGUUCUAGAACUUUUUUACUUUUCUUAAACUGAACUACUGAACUUCAGUAAUCAGUUCACUCUGGGUAGAAAACUUCUGAUAGCUGUCUAUCUGUCUCAUUUUGGUUUCAUUUCGGACGGGACUACCCCCCAUUUCCCCCAAUUAUCGCCUAUUUUUUUUGGAAAUUAUUGAACUUGACUGAACUUUUACUGAACUUCCCCCCCGUCCCGACAGCUCACGAAACCAUACGAAAAUCACGGGAGUUCGGGGCGUAUCUGGAGCGUAGCGACCCAGACCUCAUAGACCUCCGCGAGCCUUGCUGACGCAGAAAUCACGAGACUUUGUAGCACCUCUUUAAGCCCUCAAAAAUACCAAAAAGUUUGCCUAUUUUUGAGACCAAUUUUACGAAAAUCAAGGCUAUUUUUCAUCUUCAUAAAACAUCAAGUUGCCCCCCAUAAUACGGAGUGCCUUGACAACUGGUUCUGAUUCUGGUGAGGGUUCUCGUGGCAAUGGCGAGGGCUCUCGUGGCGAUGGUGUGGGUUCGGGUGUUUCUGAGGCUGGAGGAGGUGUCUCAGCCUCUUUUUCAGCCUCUUUUUGAGCCUUUUUUUAAGACCUCAAUUCCAAGGCUCUAUUUCGUGCCUUCUCAAAUUGUAGUUUUUGUAAUUCACUACGCUCUUUUUUUGGUUUUUGUUCGUCCAUUAUACACUUUUGCAGAAGAAAAUAUUUACGAUGAGCUAUUCAAGUUCCUAACGAUGAUAGGGCUUUAA